Molecule: messenger RNA, 2346 nt
Organism: Pelobates fuscus (common spadefoot toad)
Lineage: Eukaryota; Metazoa; Chordata; Amphibia; Anura; Pelobatidae
Product: oocyte zinc finger protein XlCOF28-like
Exons: 4
Coding region: 45-2033 (662 amino acids)
Biological process (GO): regulation of transcription by RNA polymerase II
Cellular component (GO): nucleus
Molecular function (GO): DNA-binding transcription factor activity, RNA polymerase II-specific; RNA polymerase II cis-regulatory region sequence-specific DNA binding
Source: RefSeq, a predicted model, not a curated record
UGAAUCCUGGGGGGAGCCGGGCCACUGCCAGCAGUCCAUCUGUGAUGGGAGGAGAGUUUGGAAUGGUUCCUGUCUCCUUCGAUGAGGUAGCUGUCUAUUUCUCAGAGGAAGAAUGGAAAUAUCUGAAGGACUGGCAGAGAGACUUGUACAAGGAGGUCAUGCAGGAGAAUCUGGAGGCUGUCCUGUCACUGAGCUAUCAGUAUCACCAAACCCGUCCUGGGCCCCUGUACAUCCCAGAGGACAGAUGUCUUGUUCAUUAUAUGGGAGACCACUUGGAAAAAGACUGUCCUCUUCUUACUGUUGGUGGGACAGAACUCGGUGGUGGUUUUGAGACGGCACCACAGAAAGAGAGAGAGCAAGGGACACAAGUAUUGGAGAACAGUGUGUUCAUCUGCUCUGAAUGUCCCGUAAAUGGACAUUCUCAGUGUAAUCAUAGAAAGCAGCCAUCUACCAAGAAACUGCACAAAUGCUUUGAAUGUAAGAAGGCUUUUGGCAGCUGGUCCCAUCUGGUGGCUCAUAAGAAAAACCACGAGAGAGAAAAAAAUAAAAAACAAACUCCAAGUGAAGUUAUCAACGAUCAGUCGCUUGUAACUACCCAGAAACCACAUUACCCCAUGGGAAGGGUUUACCAGUGCAAUGACUGUGAAAAAACCUUUAGUAACCACUCUGUCCUGGCAUUGCACCAGCGGACACACACUGGAGAAAGGCUCUUCAAAUGCUUGGAGUGUGGCAAAAGUUUUAUGAAACGAUCACAGCUGAUUGUGCACAAGAAAUGUCACAUAGAAGAAAGACCGUUCAACUGCACAUUGUGUGAGAAGGGUUACAACCAGCAAUCCAAACUAAUCGAGCACCAAAGAAUUCACACAGGAGAGAAGCCAUUUAAAUGCACCGAGUGCUCAAAAAGCUUUUCCAAGAGAUCUCACCUGACUGAGCAUCUGAGGAUCCACACUGGAGAAAAACCACACAAGUGCAAUCAGUGCGAUAAGACCUUUCACUAUCCAUCAAACCUGGUAGAGCAUCAAAGAACCCACACAGGUGACAGACCUUACCAGUGUACUGAAUGUGAUAAGAGCUUUAUCAAGAUGUCCAAGCUGAUUGUCCACUUGAGGAUCCACACAGGGGAGAAACCCUAUAAAUGUUCCCUGUGCAAUAAGAGCUUCAGCCAGCAGUCCAACUUGGUGGUCCAUCAAAGGACACACACUGGGGAAAGGCCAUUUAAAUGCAAUGACUGUGAGAAGAGCUUUAGUUACCAUUAUGCCCUGGUUGUUCACCAACGGACUCAUACUGGAGAAAAACCAUACAAGUGCUCUCUGUGCGACAAGGCUUUCAGUCAACAAUCUAACCUUAAACUGCAUCAGAAAACGCACGAUAGCAAAACACAACAUGAAAAUACUAUCCAGUAUGAAGCAAACCAUUUUGACUCGCUGAGUGAAAGCCCAUUGAUAGAUACUCCCAAAUGCAAACCUUUGCCAGAGUUGUCACAUGCAGUUGACUUGAUGGAGACCACGAAUGCCGUUGAUGACUGUGAGAAGACCUACAUCCCUUGGUCUCCAUUGAGUGAGUAUCUCGGUGCUCUCCUGCCUGCAGAUAAGCAGCAUAAAUGUCCUGAAUGCGAUAAAUGCUUCCUUGAGAAGUCCAAGCUUGUUGUCCACCAGAGGACUCACACAGGCGAGAGACCCUUCAAAUGCUCCCUGUGUGAAAAUACCUUUAUACAGUGGUCCCACCUAACAGAGCACAGAAAGACACACACUGGAGAUAGACCAUACAUAUGUGGGGAGUGUGGGAAAAGUUUUAUUAAAAUGUCCAAACUCACAGUCCAUCGGAGGACGCACACUGGAGAGAGACCGUACAAAUGUGCAGAGUGCGGGAAGCAAUUCAGUCAGCAAUCCAACCUAGUGGUUCAUCAGAGAAUCCACACUGGGGAAAGGCCAUUCAAAUGUACAGUGUGUGAUAAGACUUUCCGUUAUCAGUCUGCUCUCAUUAAACACCACAGGAAUCACACCUCCCAAAGAGAUUUCACCAGCGUAUUCUGAUAAUCUGCUCUAACAACGCUGGUUAAAUGCUAGCAGACCGUUAAACCACAGCUGCUAGCAGUCUAGCACCGUGAGACUUUUAUUAUAAUAAUUGUAAUUUCACUGUUUGUAUUUAACUUAACAUCCUUUGUAGAAAAAUAAAUUAUAGUGAUGGGGACUGUGUAACUGGUAGAACGAUAUAGCUGUGAUGGGAUCUCCGAAGUUCCAGUCCUGUAAUAUCUAGACCGAGGUGCAUAAUGAACAGAGAGUCCAACACAUGGAAAACUGGAGACUGUCAGAAUGUGACAUGAAUAAACUUCUAAAAACAUUAAAA